CUUCACUGUCGGGAAGCGCCAGCGGUAGAUUCGUGGCGUAGCUACAGGGAAAAAAAGUAAGAAAUUCUCGCGCAAUGACGGAUGAAUCCUUGCUGCCGGAGAUUUCCAGCCUCGCCAUCCGCGACUCUCCGGCCCGGGCCGGCGAUUCCGCCUCCUCCCCACCAGAUCUCGACGUGUCGGUGGCCCUGGAUCACGCCGAGGCCGUGGUGCGCAAAUGGGAGAAUGGCACUGGCGAGCAGAUGGUCUGGGAGAUCUCCUCCGAGGACGCGCAGGAUUAUCUCCUCGCCGUGGAUAGCCUCCAAGCUCUCCUUGGCGAUGGCGAUGGCGGCCCCGAUGCUGCCAGGAUCCAGGAGGUGCUGCGAAUCGCCCAGGGGCGAUUGAAGAGCGAGUUCAAGCACUUGCUCGCGAUCCACACCGAGUGCGUCGACCCGAGCUGGCUGCCCGAGAGCUUCUCGGCGCCAUCUUUCAGCUCCAACCCGGAUCCAUCCGACGAAGAUGGCUCGUCAACGAAUCCAGAUGGUGUCUCCACCGAGCAGCAGUCGAUGCGAGAGCAGAGCUUCAUCAUAGAUCUCCUCCCGCCCGCCAUCGUCGCGGACUUGAGCGACAUAGCCCGGAGGAUGGCCAACAUGGAUCACUCCCGGGACUGCAUCGACGCUUACAUCCUCGUCCGCAAGGGCGUCCUCGAGGACAGUAUGUUCUUGCUGGGAGUGGAGAGGCUCUCGUCCGAGGACGUCCAGAAGAUGGAGUGGAAGGUUUUGGAGCCGCGCAUGAAGAAGUGCCUCAAGGCCAUGAAGGUUUCGUUCAAGGUGCUGUUUGCGAGUGAGAGGUUUCUCUCCGACGAGGUUUUCGCCGUGGACCUCGAGGAGAGCGAUACGUGCUUUGCCGAGAUGGCCAACGACGCGGCGCUCGAGGUGCUCGACAUGAUCAGAGUGUUUGCGACGCCGGACAAGCCCGAGAAGCUGUUCCGGCUGCUGGACAUGUACGAGACGCUCAAGGAGCUGCUGCCCGAGAUCGAGUUGGCGUUCCAAGGACAGGUUUGCAGUCGAGUGCGCCAAGAGGCUGCUGAUGUUCUCGAUAUACUCAGUGGUGCUGCCAGGGAGACCUUCGUCGGGGUGAAGAACGCCAUCGAGACGAGCUUGUCGACGCAGCCGGUUGUUAACGGAGCCGUGCAUCCCCUCACGCGGUACCUGAUGAACUACCUCUCGUUUCUGUCCGAGUACAUGGACACGAUGAAGGAGCUCUUUGGUCACCAGGAGUCCGCGAACGGGGAGGCUGGUGUGGCUGGCGGCGACGAGACGAGCGAAGCCGCGGGUGCCGGUGAGGACGAGAACGAAGUUGGAGCUCUCCGAUCGCCGCUGGUGCCGGUCUUGAUGGAGAUACUAGAGGCGCUGAUGAGGCACACGGACGAGAACGCGAGGCUGUACAAGGACACGGUGCUGAGCACCAUCUUCCUGAUGAACAACACACACUACAUCGUCCAAAAGGCCAAGCACGCUGGGAUCCAGUUCGUUAUCGGGGACUCUUGGCUGCGGAGGCACAGCUCGCUGGUGCGGUACCACGCCAUGAACUACCAGAGGGUGGCGUGGGGGAAGAUCUUCUCCUAUCUCCGGGACGAGGGAAUCCGGGGACCGGGAUACAACAUCUCCAAGGAGAUACUCAAGGAGAGAUUCAAGAACUUCAACGCUGCGUUUGAGGAGAUCCACAGGACGCAGGCGGGAUGGGUGGUGUCCGACGGCCUCCGGGACGAGCUACGCGUUCUCAUCAGUGACAAGCUCAUCCCGGCCUACCGAUCCUUCCUCGGGAGAUACAGGGUCCACCUCGAAGGCAUGAGACACUCGGAGAGAUAUCUCAAGUACUCGGUGGAGGACUUGGAGAACCUCAUCAACAAUCUGUUCGUGGGAGCAGCGCAUGGUUCGAUGAGCAGGCGACGAUCCAUCACCGGUGGAGGGUGAGCUUGAGUACGCGCUACGAUCGAAGGAAACGAGAAAGCUAAAGUACCAUCGGUGCGCGAGAAAAAAGUUCCAAGAGUUGAGGGACGAAGUGGUGAGGAGGAGGAUAUCAAGUGGAGCGAUAACGGAACAUGGAUGGAUUGACCAGGUUGCUUGCUACUCUCUCUCAGCUCUUUCUCUCUUUUUUUCUUACUAAGCAACGUUUUUGAGGAGCGGGGAUUUGUGGCUCUUUUCUUUUUCUUUUUUUUUUCUCUCCUCUUUUUGCUCCUGUACAGAUUAGCGAGCCUCCAGUGGGAAGAAGAAAUUUUCUCCACCUCUGGCAGCUGGCUGCUGUUGUGCUGUUGUCUGGGACUCUUGAUUUCAUAAUGUAAUAAAGCGCUGAAAAUCAAAAACAUCGUUUAAGAUUAUUC
Messenger RNA from Selaginella moellendorffii, 2359 nucleotides. Its product is annotated as exocyst complex component EXO70A1. NCBI's taxonomy places the organism in Eukaryota, Viridiplantae, Streptophyta, Lycopodiopsida, Selaginellales, Selaginellaceae. Gene Ontology annotation, biological process: exocytosis. Gene Ontology annotation, molecular function: phosphatidylinositol-4,5-bisphosphate binding. The record is from RefSeq and is a predicted model, not a curated record. Gene Ontology annotation, cellular component: exocyst. The coding region runs from base 75 to 1952 and encodes 625 amino acids. The transcript has a single exon.